GAGUGAGAGAAAGGCAGAAAUUGUUGUUACAAUUUGCACAAAACGUAAACAAGCUCUCCUGGAUUGAUUGUUUAAUAUUUAAGAUUUUUAACUCUUGAUGGGAAUGGUUUCAACAUGGCCCAUUUUUUUCGAGGAAUUUCACGAUAUUUGUCUGGUAUCUUCCACAAGAAAUUUUCUGACGAAGUUGACUUUUCAUCAGAAAGACGGGAAUCUACCAAUAGAAAUGGUAACAGCAUACGGAAUAAUCGAACGUUGAAUGAAGAUUCAUCUAUUGUAAAUGAGGGUGUUGUGGAUUUUAUAUCUGUCGAUCCUUCUAUGAUUGACAUUAAAUUGAAAUGGGAAAAAUGCCGUCUAAGUUUAAUUUCAACAUCAGCUGGUUAUAAUCUACAAUUUUACAGUCCACCUAAAUCAGUUAAACCAAAAUGUGAACUUUUAUGUUCAUCUAUUAUUGAAGCAAGGGAAACAACAGUACUUGAGAUGCCUGAUCAAGAUUACACUUUUGUUCUUAAAGCUGAAUCUGGUCUGGAAUAUGUUAUCGAGGCUUCCAGUGCAUCCGAACUAAAAGAUUGGUUAAAUAUCAUUCACGCCUGUAUGCAAUGUAAUAAUUCAGAAAAUAUUGAUUUGAAUAAUAUUGAACUUUCAGAAACGAACAUUCGCAACGGAUCUCUUCAUCGACGUCGUUUAAACUCUGUGUCUAAUACUAAUAAUGAAAACAACACCAAUGGUCAUGCCUCAUCCCCAAACGCAUCCCAACCCGGAACACCGUUAACUGGUGGUAAUGAUAUUUCAUUAUUUCUCUCUCAAUAUCCAUGGUAUCAUGGACUGCUUACACGGACUGAUGCUGCUGAGUACGUUUUGAGAGAAGGUUCACUUGGACAUGGUAUUUUCCUUGUGCGUCAAAGUGAAACUCGCAAAGGAGAAUACGUUUUAACCUUUAACUUCCAUGGUCGAGCAAAGCACUUGCGACUUACAAUUAACGGUGAAGGACAAUGUCGUGUUCAGCAUUUAUGGUUUCGCAAUGUGUUUGAUAUGUUAGACCAUUUUCGUGUUCACUCAAUACCUCUAGAACUUGGAGGAACCGCUGAUGUUACUCUAACCGAUUUUGUUAUUUAUCAACCAUAUUCACCUCCUAGCUCAACGCACGAUUCAACCAAUCUUACCGACCUACAUAAUCAUCAUCAUAUUAAUCAUCAAAAUUCUUCUCAUCCUCAUCAACCAUCUCAGUCACAUAAUAUUACAAAUAAUUCAAAUCCGUUGCAGCAACAAAGCCGAUCAUCUACGCCAAACAGCAACUUUGAACCAUCAUCUUCCUCACCAGAUUCUCGACAUAAUUAUUUAAGAGAAAGAGUUCCAUCUAUACCUGAGAUCCAAGAAGUAAUCACAUAUGGUGGAUCAGUUCGACUACGGACAGUAUCGCUAGAGAAUCUUAAUCAACUACAAUCACAGCAUUUAGCAAGUGUUAAUGGAACAACUCGAGCUAUUGAUAAUACUUAUUCCUUUAUUUAAAAUCUAUAAUUGUGUACCCUACACCUUAUUAAUUUUUUCACUCUCUUUCUCUCUUCUCUCUCUUUCGCUGUCUUUUCUGAUUGUUAAUCAGUAUUGCACCAACAUGCAAAUUAUUUGGUGGUUUGGAGUAUAAGGGUGACUUCGUUUUGAUACCCGACUGUAUUAUAAAUUUAAUCAAAUCUUGCAACACGUUUUUUGAUGUGACACAAAUCAAGAUCGCAUUCUAGUCCCUAACUUUCCUUAAUUUCCUUUUCUGUUCCCUUCUCUAUCUCUUUUAAUCACUAACUCAUUCAGUUUUCUUUUCUCUCUAAUUUUAAAUUAGCUAAUAAAAACAUAAAAGUUGUUGAACGAAA
Molecule: messenger RNA, 1859 nt
Organism: Tetranychus urticae (two-spotted spider mite)
Lineage: Eukaryota; Metazoa; Arthropoda; Arachnida; Trombidiformes; Tetranychidae
Gene: Lnk
Product: SH2B adapter-like protein Lnk
Biological process (GO): intracellular signal transduction
Cellular component (GO): plasma membrane
Molecular function (GO): transmembrane receptor protein tyrosine kinase adaptor activity
Source: RefSeq, a predicted model, not a curated record